UGCAGAUGGUUGGCGACUUCUAUGCACUGUGCGCUCAGCAUGCGCUGACUCCGCUCUGUAAUUUUACUUGACCUACCACUUCAUGGCUGAGUUGCUGUUGUUUCCACUUUGUUAUAACACCACCAACAGUUGACCGUGGAAUAUUUAGUAGCAAAGAAAUUUUCACGGAUGGACUUAUUGCACAGGUGGCAACCUAUCAUGGUAGGCUUGAUAUCACUGAGCUCCUGAAAGCAACCUAUUCUUUCACAAAUGUUUGCAGAAGCAGUCUGCAUGCCUAUGUGCUUGAUUUUUACACCUGUGGCCAUGGAGGUGAUUGUAACACCUGAAUCCAAUGAUUUGGAGAGGCGUCCCAAUACUUUUGGCAAUAUAGUGUAUAUCACAAUAGCUAAAUCUGUUUCUGUAGCGCACGUU
Messenger RNA from Staurois parvus, 411 nucleotides. The record is from the annotation of a GenBank genome assembly. NCBI's taxonomy places the organism in Eukaryota, Metazoa, Chordata, Amphibia, Anura, Ranidae.